AUGCAGCCUGUGGGAGUGUGGGAAUCACAACAGAGAGCCUUUGCCAGCGAAGCAGCUGAGGAGCCGAGGAAGCCGAUACCAGAAACUAAGGUCUGCGUCAGAUGCAAGGUGGAACGGCCGUCGAGCGAGUUCAGGGGCAGCGGCAAGUCCAGAGAUGGCCUGCAGCAUUUCUGCAUUCCAUGCAAGGUGAUCGAAGCUCAGACCCAGGGGGUGAAUGGACCAUCCAUGCACCCCACGGUGUCACACCAGUGCUGCCCGCGCUGCAUGCAUGUCAAGGAAGCUGCCGCCUUCUACAAAGUGGCGCUGCGAACGUCCGGCCUGAGCUCCUGGUGCAAAGAGUGCUCGAAUGAGGCGUCAGCAAAAUCGCGGGAGCGCCUUCUAGGGCUGCCGGCAGACCGUGGCGAAGCAGUCAAGGAGAAGGUGUGCACGCGCUGUCAGAAAUCAAAAGGAGCGCAGGACUUCCACCGGGACGUUCUGAUGGUCGACGGCCUCUGCAUCUAUUGCCGAGCGUGUAAGCAGGAGCUGAAAGACUUCAGCAGGCAGCGAGUACCGGACCCCCCAGAGACAUCUGAUAGCAUGGUGUGUUCAGUGUGCGGCAAGGAGGCCCCGCCAAGUGGAUUCUACCAAAGACAGGACAACGCCACAGGGUACUACAGCUACUGCAAGGAAUGCCACCUGCGUUACACUCGCAAAACAAGGGAGGCAGCCAAAAAGGGCAGAGCCAAAGUGGGCAGAGCGGCUCCUGUGAGUUUGUGA
Messenger RNA from Coccomyxa subellipsoidea C-169, 756 nucleotides. RefSeq lists its product as hypothetical. The transcript has 5 exons. The record is from RefSeq and is a predicted model, not a curated record. The coding region runs from base 1 to 756 and encodes 251 amino acids. Lineage: Eukaryota; Viridiplantae; Chlorophyta; Trebouxiophyceae; Coccomyxaceae.